Coffea eugenioides is the source of this 1622-nucleotide messenger RNA. RefSeq lists its product as uncharacterized. The transcript is spliced from 4 exons. Lineage: Eukaryota; Viridiplantae; Streptophyta; Magnoliopsida; Gentianales; Rubiaceae. The coding region runs from base 210 to 1622 and encodes 470 amino acids. The record is from RefSeq and is a predicted model, not a curated record.
CCUCUGUCAUUCUAAAGUAUUUGGGAUCCCUGCAUAGGUUCAGUCUUUCUUAAUAAAAUUUAAUUCCAAUGCUAUUUAUAUAUCUGUACUGAGCACCUUUUUAAAUGCUGAACUCUUAGAAGUAGCUUCUUCCACUAUGUGUUCAAUUCAAAUUGAGUCAUGACUACUAUGUGUUCAUACAACGACUUCUUCUACUAGCAACUAGAGGAAUGCUGUCAAAAGAUGUAUCUCAGAUUUUAGUAGAGAUCAGCAAUUUUUUUCGAAAAAUUUGUUCUCGAACUCUCUAUCUAGAUGAGCUGGAAAUGCAAGAAAACAAUAUUAUUUUAAUACUAUGCAAACUUGAGAAAAUUUUUCCUCCAAAUUUCUUUGAUGUAAUGGUCCAUUUAAUGGUCCAUUUACCCACUGAAUCCAAGAUUGCUGGACCAGCCCAAUACCGGUGGAUGUUUCCAUUUGAGAGAAAAAUGGGUCAAUACAAAGGCUAUGUGAAUAAUAGGGCACGACCUGAAGGCUGUAUAGCUGAGCGCUACUUGGAUGAUGAAUGUCUUACAUUCAUUUCCAGGUAUUUGCAUGAUGUUCCGACCAGGUUUAAUCAAACGGAACGAAAUAUGGAGAAACACGAAGCUGCUAGAAAAUUAUCUAUAUUUUCUAGCUUGGCUCGGCUCUUUGAGGCAGCACUGAUUGGUUAUCUAAGUGAGGUUGAAUUGCAAAGAAUACAUCUGUUCAUCUUGAAAAAUUGUGAAGAAGUAGAUGAUUACAUGAGGGAGCAUAGACAAAUUCUUGAAAAGCAAAAUUUAUCGAGCGUACAGCAAAGGCUAGACUCGGAGUUUCCAAAGUGGUUUGAAGAACGUGUCAUGUAUACACAUGCACGUGGAGAAUGUACUGAUGAAUUGUUGUCCUUGGCUAGAGGACCUGAUUUUCGAGUCAAUACAUUUGCUGGCUGUAAUGUGAAUGGAUUUAGAUUCCACAUUAAGGCUCGGGAAAGAGAAAGAAAGACACAAAAUAGUGGAGUUAUGGUAAAGGGGGAGCAUGCUGAUAAAGAAACAUACUUCUAUGGUAUAAUUACUGAUAUAGUUGAGGUUGAAUACUCAUUUACUCAAAAUCGAGUAGUUGUGUUUAAAUGUGAUUGGUGGGACUUGAGAAAUAAUUCGGGAAUCAAAGUAGACAAGCAGAGCAAUAUCACUAGCAUCAACAUGUCAAAAACAUGGUACUCAGACCAGCCUUUUAUAUUAGCAUCCCAAGCUGAACAAGUUUUCUAUCUUCAAGAUAUGAAGCUUGGAGGUAAUUGGCAUGUUGUAGAGUUAGUUAGUCCACGCUCAUCUUAUGAUGUUCCUGAGAAGCAUGAAGAUGAUUUGGUUGAUAACGAAGAGGCUUACCAAGAAGAGUAUCAUGAAGAUUUGAUUGGUGUACAAGAAAAUCUUGAGUUGGUCAGUUUGAAGAGAGGAGAUGUGCAAACUGAAGAAAGGAUAGAGGCCGGUGCUAUGUUUUUUAUAGAAUUGUCAGCUAGCCGUGCAAGGCAAUUGGAUGACAAUUUUAUUGAUAAUGAUGAGGAAAUUGAGCAACAAUUCAAUUCUGAGGAUGAAAAUGAACAAUUUGUACAAAUCGAUGACUAUGAAUCAGAUUAA